AUGCGCUGCUUGGUCUGCUUCGGCAGCAAUUCUGGAGUUUGGAACUUCCGCGACCCGGGCGACGUCAUGGGCUGCUAUCACUACCAAGCAUGUUACAACAACGUCGACAUCCGCGGGAUGGGAGCCGUUUGUUGCGAGAAUGGAAAUCCAGACGGGGCAACCUGCUAUGGUACAGCCGACUUUACCCUGGCAGAUCGCGCCACAAGAGAGGCGGCAGAUACCGUGUGUUCCGGCGACAUGUGCUGCAUUGGUUACCAGACGUGCUACACCGGGAAAGCCACGAACGUCGGUUCGCUUACUUGCAAAGGAUACCAAGCAUGCUACCAGUAUGACUUCUCAUUGGACGGUGAUCUGAUCUGUGAUGCCGACGCGCCGACAGAGUGUCCAAAGGACGAUGUGAGCUGCGAUGCCGACAACGAGGAUUGUCCAGUGGACAAUCACGGACAAACCUGUGCCAGCAGUUCAAACCAGUUCAGGUUCCAACCAACAGGCGAUGGCACGCAUUGUGUCCAGUGCAAAGGCCAAACUUCAUGCAAAGACUCCAACUUCUACUUUCCAGAAAACUCCAGCGUUUAUUUCUUCUGCGCAGACGGAGAAGGUGGCGACGCUUGCGAGGCAAUGGUGAUCCAAUUGGAAGCUGGGUCUUGCAUGGAGAUUAACCUAACGCAAGGCUCCGGAGAAGGUGCAAUCACAGUCAACAGGAGAGGCCCUGAUGAUAACGAGGGCUUGUGCUACUACACGGCGACUGGCCAAUCAUCGGCUACAGACUGGAAGCGCUCCAACGACACUUUCCCGAACCCCCCAUGUACCGAGCGAGACCCGAGCCAGAACAAGACAUGCGAUGCACGUUGGGCCGUAAAUGGUGUUCCCAGUUGCCUAGAACGGCAUUGUUGCGAGUUGGAGACCCCGGCGAACGGCAAAUACACCGAUUGCAAAGGAUGCUGUUCAAAGAGGACGACAUCAUCGACAACGACAACAACCAUAGCGCCCACAACGACAACGACCGCUGCACCAACCACAACAACGACAACUGUAGCACCAACAACGACGACAACAGCAGCACCAACAACCUCAACGACCGCAGCGCCCACAACGACAACGACUACCACAGCUCCAGCCACUACGACGACAACUACACCGCCUCCAACCACUACGACAACUACAGCGUCUCCCACGACUACGACGACAACUCCUGAGGAAACUACUACGACAACAACCUCAACAUCGACACCUUCACCCUCUCCUGACAUCACUACCAGUACCGCUGCUCCCACCACAACAACAACGACCGCAGCGCCCACAACGACAACGACUACCACAGCUCCAGCCACUACGACGACAACUACACCGCCUCCAACCACUACGACAACUACAGCGUCUCCAACGACUACGACGACAACUCCUGAGGAAACUACUACGACAACAACCUCAACAUCGACACCUUCACCCUCUCCUGACAUCACUACCAGUACCGCUGCGCCCACCCCCACCCCCACCACAACAACAACGACCGCAGCGCCCACAACGACAACGACUACCACAGCUCCAGCCACUACGACGACAACUACACCGCCUCCAACCACUACGACAACUACAGCGUCUCCAACGACUACGACGACAACUCCUGAGGAAACUACUACGACAACAACCUCAACAUCGACACCUUCACCCUCUCCUGACAUCACUACCAGUACCGCU
Molecule: messenger RNA, 1698 nt
Organism: Symbiodinium sp. CCMP2592
Lineage: Eukaryota; Dinophyceae; Suessiales; Symbiodiniaceae
Source: the annotation of a GenBank genome assembly